Pseudozyma flocculosa PF-1 is the source of this 2808-nucleotide messenger RNA. RefSeq lists its product as uncharacterized. The transcript is spliced from 4 exons. Gene Ontology annotation, cellular component: SWI/SNF complex; NuA4 histone acetyltransferase complex. The record is from RefSeq and is a predicted model, not a curated record. The coding region runs from base 1 to 2808 and encodes 935 amino acids. Gene Ontology annotation, molecular function: chromatin binding. Gene Ontology annotation, biological process: regulation of transcription by RNA polymerase II. NCBI's taxonomy places the organism in Eukaryota, Fungi, Basidiomycota, Ustilaginomycetes, Ustilaginales, Ustilaginaceae.
AUGCCGCCCAAAAAGGUCUCGCUGCCGCCCAACCCUCCACCAGACCCCUCCCAGAGCCUCCCGCUCGCCUACUCGACCUUCUUCCCCGUAGCCCCCCUCAACGCCAAGAACGUUUCCUCAUCCUACCUGAAGACCGAGGCUCAGACCUGGAUCAGCCGCUCCCAGGCCGCUCGCGACUCGCAACAGAACUCGGCCUCGCGUGGCAAGAAGCGCAAGCGCCAGGCCGCUGCAGCCGCCGCCGCCACCGCACAGGGCGCAGACGGCGAUGACCCGGAUCUUACCGCCGCCGGCAUCGACGACGACGAGGGGGACAGCGAAGAGGAGGACGCGGAGGGAGAGCCCGGGAAACCUUCAGGCCCGGCUGCGAGGACCAUCGUCAUCCAUCCGGGCUCCGAGUUCAUCCGCGUCGGCAGAGCCACCGACCUCUACCCACUCACAUUCCCCAGCGCCAUCGCCAGACGGCCAAAGCUGCCACAGAAGCAGCAGGUACAGGCGUCGCAGCCAUCCGCAGAGGCUGAACCGGCGACGGCUGCGCCGACAGACGGAGCAAAUGGCGACGUCGGCGAUGCCGCAGCAGCUGCUGCGCCGGCGGCCAACGGAUCGGAGACCUCAUCGGAGCAGCAGCAGCCCGAUGAGGGCGACAAGCAGGACAGCGACUCGAAAGCGCCAAAAGCCGAUGAUGGUGACAAAGACGUCGACAUGAACGCCAACGACGACGGCGACGGCGACGGCAUCGAGACCCCAGAGCCGACAGAGGCGCCCGUCGAGGCGGCGGCGGCGGCCAAGGGCACCAGAAAGGGCCGGAAGAAGGAUGCGCUCGACCAGGGCAUCGACGGCAUCCGCAACGAGCUGAGGAGCAUCAUGCGGCAGGAGAAGCUGCGGCCCGUCGGCAACGGCAAGGCGUUGGCCGCCAACUACAACGAUGGCGUCAGCCCCGAAGACGUUCCGGAGCACAACGACUUUUUCGGCCUCGACUGGACCGACGACGACGCCGGGGGCGAGAACACGGUGCUGGUGGGCGAAAAGGCGCUGCGGUUGGCCAGCUUCUCGAUGCCCAUGACCGAGAAGCCCAAGCAGACGCGGCGGCAGGCGGCCGGCGGCAGCACGGCCACGGCCGAGCCCAAGCCCGAUCCGCAGAGGCCGUGGAAGCUCUUCCGCCCGUUUCAGCGGGGCACCCUCGACCUCAACGCGUACGAGGAGCACUACGGGCCCUCGGCCGCCGUCCAGGCUCUGUUGGGCGACGUGCGCGCCAUCCUCGAGCACGCCAUCGCGUCGCCGCCCGAGGACCCCGACAGCCGGCAGGAGAGCGGCGAGGUCGUCGCCCACGGCCUCGGCAUCCCGCACGACGAGUGGGAGGAGCACACCGUCAUCCUGAUCCUGCCGGACCUCUUCAGCCGCUCCGACCUCAAGGCGCUCGUCGAGCUGCUCCUCCAGGACAUGGGCUUCGCCGGCGCCUGCGUCCAGACCGAGGGCGUCUGCGCCACAUUCGGGGCGGGCCUCUCGACGGCUUGCGUCGUCGACCUCGGCGCCGAGCAGAUCAGCGUGUCGUGCGUCGAGGAGGGGCUGGUGCUGCCGGACACGCGCAUGGCGCUGUCGUACGGCGGCAAGGACAUCUCGCAGUUCCUCGGCGAGCUCUUUGUGCGCGCCAAGUUCCCCUACCGCGAGAUCGACUGGCAGGAAAAUGUCGCCGACGCGCUGCUUCUCGACACGCUCAAGGAGCGCCUCGUCACCCUCAAUCCGGCCGACGUCGGCCUCAACAUCCACGACUUCUACCUGCGCCUGCCCGGCAGGCCCACGGUCAAGUACCUCUUCCGCACCUACGACGAGCUGAUCCUCGGGCCCAUGAGCCUCUUUGACCCGGACGUCUUUGCGCUCGACCGCAAGGAGAUGCUCAAGGGCAAAUUCCGCGCCGGUUACACCGACGAGCUGCCCAUGGACGAGACCGUGGUCGAGGACGCGCCCGAGCUGGGCGUCGGCUACAGCGCCGACCUGCCUGUGACGACGGCGAUGCAGAGCUGCGUCAAGCACCUCUUGCCUGCCCCUCCCCCGCCGCCUCCGCCGCCCGCCGCCGCUGCUGCUGCAGGCACUCCCGUCCCAGCGGCGACGGCCAACGGCGCUGCCGGUGCGAACUCUGUCGCCGGCUCUGCAGCAGCGGCAGGGCCACCGUCCGAGACGGCCACCCCAGCAGGAUCGGCCCCUCCGCCGGACGUCAGUCCGGCCCUCAAACUCGAAGACGACAAGGCGCAGGCGGCCGAUGCGAGCCGUACCGGCUCUCCUGCCACCAACGCACCUGGCGGCGGGGCGGCGGCGGCAGACUCUUCCACUCCUGCGGGGACAGCGCAGGCGUCGCUCGAUGCCAAUGCCGCGGCCGUACCCGAGGAGGAGCCGAAGCCGACGGUCGACAUCGCAUACGAGGCGAGCAAGGUUUCGCUCGACCAGGCCGUCUUCAACUCGAUCCUGUCGUGCACCUCGGUGUCGGCGUCGGCGGGCGAGGAGCGGGUCAAGAAGAUGGCCAACAACAUCCUCUGCGUGGGGGGCACCGCGCUGAUCCCCGGCCUCGGCUCGGCGUUGGAAGCCAGGCUCAACGCGCUCUUUGCCACGCACUACGCCCAGACAACGGGCGAUGCGUCCAAUGCGCCAAAGGUGACGGUGAUUCCGCCGCCGCGCGACAUGGACCCGCGCAGCCUGGCGUGGAAGGGCAUGGCCGUGUUUGCGCGCCUCGAGAGCGCCAACGAGAUGUGGAUCCGGCGCGAGGACUGGGACCUGUUUGGCUUCCGCGCCGUCAAGGAGAAGACGUUGUUCCUCUGA